UUUCGAAACGAAUAGUGUAAUUAAUUGGAGCAACAAUUGCAGUAAAAUGCAUGUCGCAAGUUUAGAAAUGAUACAGCCUCAUUUUGAACCGGCAUCCAUUGAUUACCAGCAACAACAAACGCACCACCAGCAGCAACAGCAGCAAAAGCAACAGGAACAACAGCACCAACAUACAGCACAGCAACAGCAACAACAGCAGCAACAGCGCCAACAGCAGCAGCAACAGCAACAGCAGCAGCAGAUUUCCAAAAUUAUCAGCAACCCUCCACCAGCAAUCGUUAGUGCCCCAAAUGGAACAACAAUGUGUGUUGCCAAACUUAUGAUUGGGCUCGAUCAUGCACCGCCAGCAUUUAAUGUGCGAUCGCGGGUGUUGGGUGAUGGAGGCACAAAUUUAAACUACAUUCGUACUGAAACUGGUGCUAUAGUCACACUAAGAGGUCGGGGAUCCAUGAAUCUUGAGCCGCAAACAAUGCAAGAAGCACCCGAACCCUUGCAUUUGUACAUUGAACAUCCGGCAUUGGACGGGUUGCAGAGUGCGAAACAGUUGGCGAAAAAUUUAAUCGAAACUUUGCAAGAGGAGCUUACCUUUUUCCAGGAGAACAAUAUUCCUAAGGCAAACUUUCAGCUUAUACCCCAGUCGAAUAUAGUGCAAACGACCCAAGUUCAGCAAAUGCCUCCGAUCUUAAGACCCCAACAUGUUACCCAGCCCAACGGUAUUAUUCAUCAACCGCCACCGACAGUGUUGGGGCCUCCGCCACCCAGCUUUGUGCAGCAUCCGCCUGCGUUGCCCCAGAGUCAGCCCCCGCCACCCCAAAUAAUUCAGCAGGCGCCUACAAUAAUACAAUCACACGUGCCAGUACAAAUCCACCAGCAGCCGAAUAAUGUCGUAAUCUCACAAAUCCAGACCACAGCGCCUCCAUCGCAAAUUGCAAACGUAAGCAAUCCUCCGCCGGGGACGCAAAUACGUCCGCCUAUAGUACAGAUCAAAAACUCGCCCGCUGGAACCCACCUGUCCCAGCCGCCUCCAAGCAUACAGAUUCAACAGGCACCUGCCGAAGCGGCGCAGCAAAUCAUCGUGAAUCCGGCACCGCCAUACCAGGUACAAUACAUACAGCAAAAUCCAUCCAUUCAGACAAGCAGUGGACCCCAUCCAAGUGGACAGGUUACGAUUCAGCAUCUUAUUCAGCCGCAACCGCAACCUGUUCAGGGAAUUGUACAGACAACAAUACCUCCGCCACAGUUCGAUCACUUUCAGCGGCCACCACAAACCCAACAGAUCAUCACUGUGCAGGGUAGCACAGCGUUCAUGGUUCCGCCGCCGAACAUUAUUCAUCAGACGGCGCCUCAACCACAGAAUCAAAUCAUUUUUCAAACGCAGCAACCGAUUCUGACUCAUCAUCCACCGCCGGAACUGGCCCCUAUGGGACCACAAGCGCCAAUUAACCAGCCGACUGGAAUGCUCAUAAACGGCACAGAUGCGAAGAAGGUUGGUGGGCCUACAGAGCUGCAAAUAAAGCAGGAAUCGCUCAAGCUUGAUGAGGGUCCACCUCCCGGGACCAUAAUGCAGCAGAUUCCGACCAGCGGCCAACUAGCUAAAACAACUGUGAUUCCUGUAUCGUCAAUACCGGGCAUACCGAUCAGCCAGCCGCCACCGCCGAUCAUGUCUGUGCCUCCCCCGACAGUGCAACAUAUAGUCGGCAAUACGAUCAUUACGUCGCAACCGAAUGCGCCCAUCAGUCAUGGUGGGAUUCCGCAGCAAAUUUUUAGCCAAAUACCGGUAUCGAUUCAAUCCUUUGCUCCCGCUCCACCGCCCCAACAAAUGCAAGUCAGUGGGUCGCACUUUGUUGUCAGUGCUCCACAACCAUGGCCUGUGGUUACUGCCUCAGCCCCCGGACAACAAAUACAGCAAGUGCCGGUCAGCACGGUUCCGAGUAUACAAAUAACUACGCAACCCAUGCGAAAUCCGAAUGAAAUUCACAUCAUUAGCCAGCCCACGAUCAUCAGUGCUGCAGAGUACCGUCCGCCGGCAUCACAGCAGCAGCAAAUCAUAGCGACUAGUGCAUUUAACCCGCAAAUCCAACCUCCCCAAGGUGUCCAGGUGCAAUUUCACACAGUACCACCACCCACUCAACAAAUCAUCACCAGCUUAGCCAAUGCACAAACGCAACCUCCACCGCAAGCACCACAGUCGCAGCUCAUUGAAAACCAGCCAGUACCACCACAGCAUCAAAUUAUAAUCAAUGCUCCGAUUCCUCCGCAGCCACCUCCACCUCCCCCGUCUUUUACCACUGUACAAUAUUCUACCCAAGAAGCCCCAAAGCCUAAUGUGGAACAGUUACAGCAACGGCCACCGCCACAACCACAACCUCCACAGCAGCAAACGUCGCUUAGCAUAACCACACAAUCCCAAUCACACGCUAUAAUGCUGCGCCCUGGCCAAAAACGUAAAAUACCAGAUGACGACAUUAAUAAAAAUAUGCCACCCAAGAUAGGCAUGGGUUCAAUUUAUGGCGGCAAUAUGUGUAGGAUGAGUGGUGCCGGUAGAAACUUACCAGUGGGAAGCAAUGGAGGAAUCUUGACGGCAGCACAAGCCAAAUGCAUAAUGUCAUCGGUAUCGACUGGAACAGCAACCACGACGUCUACAUCGGGCGUCGGUUUAAUAUCGUCACAAAUAUCUGCUGAACAUUUAGUAGACUACAGAAGACAAAAAUAAACGCAGGAUCUCUAGCCAGCCCGGCUGAUUCGAUCCAGGACGGCAAUCAGACCAGUUCGACUGUUUUGGUG
Anopheles maculipalpis is the source of this 2784-nucleotide messenger RNA. RefSeq lists its product as uncharacterized. The transcript has 7 exons. The record is from RefSeq and is a predicted model, not a curated record. Bases 47 to 2713 code for a protein of 888 amino acids. Gene Ontology annotation, molecular function: RNA binding. NCBI's taxonomy places the organism in Eukaryota, Metazoa, Arthropoda, Insecta, Diptera, Culicidae. Gene Ontology annotation, cellular component: nucleus.